AUGAGGAUGCGAAGUGGCAUUGAUGAGCCGUUCUUCAGAGGGAGCUUCCCAAAAUGUAACAUUAGUAAGGUGGACAGUUCGGUGGAAAAGACUGCUGAGCGAGGGAACCCCGGCAGUAGCAAACGAAUCAGCAGAUGCGACUCCUCUUUCUUUCGCAUUUUGAAUAUCGUGUUCGUUGGACUGUGCUUCCUGGCGGUGGAGGUAAAGUCCUGUCACGGGGCUGCUACAGUUGCGGCUAUGGCUGCGGUGGCGGCGAAUGGUCCAACCGCGCAGAAAGUAACUACUCAAUCGCGUGGUUUCGCAGCCCAACGAUGUGCUCCUUCCCCCCCUUUUCAGACUACCCUUUUUGCGAAGAAUGGAGAGCCCCAUGGAGAAGCAGCCGAAUGGACAAGCGGAAAGGGAAGGCGAUUGGCUUACCAGAACUCUCCUAAGGCAACCCCCGGAGGAGGGAGACCCAACAUGAUAGAGGAGAAUGAAAGCCUCUUCGACCCUGCAGUGUUGGCCCAUAACAACAGGAGCGACAAUUCCUGCCAGGACAUGUAUGGGCUGUCUCAGCUCCUCUGCAAGUAUAACGAGUGCUUUAUUAGAAACGGCAGCAGUGGUAGUGGCAGCAGUGGCAGUGGCAGUGGCAGUGGCAGUGGCAGUGGCAGCAGUGGUAGUGGCAGCAGUGGUAACGGCAGCAGUGGUAGUGGCAGCAGUGGUAGUGGCAGCAGUGGUAGUGGCAGCAGUGGUAGUGGCAGCAGUGGUAGUGGCAGCAGUGGUAACGGCAGCAGUGGCAGCAGUGGCAGUGGCAGUGGCAGCAGUGGUAACGGCAGCAGUGGUAGUGGCAGCAGUGGUAACGGCAGCAGUGGAAGCAGUAGCCGCAGUAUCGCCAGUGUUGACAUCCCGUGCAUCUGCUGGGAGGAGGGCGCGCCUGCAACCUCGGCAGAAGUAUCCCUAGAAGAAGCGCGCGACGAAAUCCAACCGAGACGAAACAGAUUCAUCAAAAAGGGAUACUUUGAGUACAUGCACCGUCCACAGGAAAUGUCAGAAACGGAAUUCAUAGAAAAAAUUUCCAACCUAGGUGAUUAUGUAGAUCCCCAAGAAAUGAGCUCCAUUUUUUAUUAUGUCCAUACGAAUGAAAGGAAAAAAUAUUUUGUAAUGCAGGAGAAUGUGAUUACCCAUUGGGAGAACCUCUGUCACAAUUAUAAUGUGAAAGAGGAUUUUAAAAAAGAGCAGAUGAGGAGUUUAUAUGAGGAGACUACAAAUUUUUUUCUCUUUAAGGAGAAGCAUUUUCUUAAAAGCUUUAGUAAAUUUGUUCGUUUUGGGAGAUACAACACGAAGAAGUUUACGGAGGGGCUGAUUAGUUACAAGCAUUUGUGGAAGGAAUACAGGAGGAUGGUAAAUAACUUUUGUAGCGCCAAACUGGACGAGGUGUUGAAAGCAUAUUGGGAGGAGAACAGGGACGAGGCCUUCCAGAUGCGCAUCCAGUACUGA
Molecule: messenger RNA, 1476 nt
Organism: Plasmodium vivax (malaria parasite P. vivax)
Lineage: Eukaryota; Apicomplexa; Aconoidasida; Haemosporida; Plasmodiidae
Product: Phist protein (Pf-fam-b)
Exons: 1
Coding region: 1-1476 (491 amino acids)
Source: RefSeq, a predicted model, not a curated record